Messenger RNA from Impatiens glandulifera, 619 nucleotides. RefSeq names its product glutaredoxin-C3. Gene Ontology annotation, biological process: cellular response to oxidative stress. The record is from RefSeq and is a predicted model, not a curated record. Bases 85 to 486 code for a protein of 133 amino acids. Gene Ontology annotation, cellular component: cytoplasm. The transcript has 4 exons. Gene Ontology annotation, molecular function: glutathione disulfide oxidoreductase activity. NCBI's taxonomy places the organism in Eukaryota, Viridiplantae, Streptophyta, Magnoliopsida, Ericales, Balsaminaceae.
GUGACUGACCUGCCGCAAAGAAACUUUCUCUCUCUAUCUUCUCUCGCCGUCGUCUCGUGCCGAGGGAUUAUUUUCAGGCUGAUUAUGGAGGCGGGUUUUAACCUAGUUAGGGUUGAUCUCGUCGUCAUUCUUCUUUGUUUGAUUUUGAGCUCUUUCGUUCAACAUUCCGUAGCUUCAGAGUCAACCUCUGCUUUUGUUCAAAAUGCCAUCUAUUCCAACAAGAUCACAAUUUUCUCCAAAUCUUAUUGCCCGUAUUCACUGAGGGCAAAGAAUGUAUUCAAUAAGUUGCAAGAGAAAGCUUUUGUAGUGGAACUUGAUCUUCGAGAUGAUGGAUACAAAAUUCAAGAUGUUCUUCUGGAAAUGGUAGGCAGACGAACUGUUCCUCAGGUGUUUGUGAAUGGGAAGCAUAUUGGUGGAUCAGAUGAUCUCAAAGUUGCGGUUGAAAAUGGUGAGCUACAAAACCUUCUGGACAAAAAUAGCAGAUAAAAAAAGACUGGAAUAUAUAAGGAUUAUAAGGUUUGUUGAUGAUUUAGCCCUUCAUUUACUUGUAUUUGAUUGUGGUUAGUUGUCUAAUUUGUGUUAAUGGCUUCAUUUUAUAACAUUAUUUCGGUUAGAUUCU